Molecule: messenger RNA, 5253 nt
Organism: Girardinichthys multiradiatus
Lineage: Eukaryota; Metazoa; Chordata; Actinopteri; Cyprinodontiformes; Goodeidae
Gene: synrg
Product: synergin, gamma
Exons: 23
Coding region: 73-4428 (1451 amino acids)
Cellular component (GO): clathrin coat of trans-Golgi network vesicle
Molecular function (GO): protein binding
Source: RefSeq, a predicted model, not a curated record
CAGGGCAGCUCUCCGUGUUUCCUUGUCGUCAGUGCUGACGUCAUCUUCUUACUAGUGACUGCUGUUAUCAAGAUGGCGCUGCGGCCAGGAUCUGGGGGAGGCAGCAGCUUUAUGUAUCCUGUCGGUGGGGGCCUGGGACCACCACAAGGAAUGGUCCCAAUGCAGCAGCAGCAGCAGCAGCAACAACAACAGCAGGGCUUCCCAAUGGUUCCUGUCAUGCAGCCUAACAUGCAGGGAAUGAUGGGGAUAAACUUUGGGGGACAGAUGCCUCCAUGCACCAUUCCAAUGCAGGGUGGAAUGGCAAUCGGGAUGCAGACCCCUGGGAUGCCAUUUUUAGGUCAACCACAGUUCAUGGGCAUGAGAGCCGCUGGACCCCAGUACACGGCUGACAUGCAGAAACAGAUGGCUGAGGAACACCAGAAACGUCUGGAGCAGCAGCAGAAGAUGCUGGAGGAGGAAAGAAAAAGAAGACAGUUUGAAGAGCAAAAACAAAAGCUGAGGCUGCUUAGCAGUGUCAAACCCAAAACAGGGGAGAAGAGUCGGGAUGAUGCUUUGGAAGCGAUCAAAGGCAACAUGGACGGAUUUAGCAGGGACGCUAAAAUGCACCCGACUCCUUCAUCACAGGCCAAGAAGCCAGACUCAUCGUCAUCACACCUGCCUGUCCCCACUCAUUCCCUCCCCCCAGGUUUCUCCGAGGAUAAUGACGACUUUAGUGACUUUCAGGGGCCUGUAGAUGCCCCCACCUCCUUCCCCCCAUCCUCCUCUUCUACCUCCACCUCUGGCCUCUCCUCUCAGGUCCACAGCCAGCCUUCAUCCUCCGCCACUAAAGGUUUUGCUGAGGCUGACGAUGAGGAGUUUAGUGACUUUGUUCAGGGACCUGUAAACACUUUCCCUUCCUCCAGUUUGCAUUUCACCUCUCAAGCCCAAGUUCAACCAUCAUUCACUCCCUCACAAUCCCUCCCUGCCUCUGUGUCCAUUACCACUGCCUCCCAACACUCUGCUGUCAACACCAGUUCACAAUCUUCAUUUCAAGGUCCGUCGCUGGAAGAGAAGCUGUUCUCCUCGUGCGAUCUUACCGCCGAUAAAUCCGCCCGCAUUAGCUUUAAAUCCAAGCAAAGUUUGACUCAAAUGGCUCCAAGAGCUAAAGUUUCGUCCCAGUUCUCGGCCAGUCCUAUGGCCAGGAACUGGGCCACAGCCACGGAGGACUUAAGCUCCGUCUUCGUCACGGAAAAGGCACAAGAAGCCCCGGUUUUUUCACCCAACCACCAGCUGCCAUCAGCUGCAAACCCAUCUGCUCAGACCAGUAGUGACAGUGCAGGUGUUGCUGUGUACCCACAACAAGAGCACAUCCAGUCUAUUCUGCCUGCCUGGGUUUACAAUGACAGCCUCGUCCCAGACAUGUUUAAGAAGGUUCUUGAACUCACGAUGACUCCGGCAGGGAUAGACACAGCAAAGCUCUACCCAAUCUUGAUGUCAUCAGGCCUUCCCAGGGAAGCGCUGGGGCAAAUCUGGGCAUCAGCCAAUCGCACAACACCUGGCAUGCUGACCAAGGAGGAGCUCUAUACUGUACUUGGACUAAUUGGUGUGGCACAGACCGGCCUCCCAGUAUUGAAUGUGGAAAUACUGAGUCAGUUUCCGUCUCCUCCUGUGCCCAACCUGCCUGCCCUGGCAUUGGCCAUGGCCCCCAUCAUACCUCAGCACCAGCAGCCGAUGAUGACCCAGCCGCCUGUCUCCAUGUCCAUGGCCACACCAGCAGCACCGAUCAUGGCUAUGGCACCUGCUGCCCCUCCUCAGCCGCCCACAAACACAAAUUUCAUCGCCAAUUUUCCACCUGCACCUUCAACACGGGGGACCAAAAUCGAGGAUGAUGAAUUCCAGGACUUCCAGGAGGCUCCGAAAGCUGGAGCAGGAGACCAGGUCUUCUCUGAUUUCCAAGGGGAAUCAGGAGGGAGCUUUCCCACCGCUGCUGGACAUCAACAUCAAAAUAGCACACCUGCCAUGUUGACUCCGGUGACUGGUUCGUCCUCUUCCUCCGUCCUGUCCUCUGAUAAGUAUGCCGUGUUCAAGCAGCUGUCUGUGGAUCAGCCUGCAGAGCCCACACCCCCUGUCUCAGAUGCUGGGGACAAAUACAGUGUAUUCAGACAGCUAGAACAACCUGCUGACAAGAAAACAGUCGGGGAAGGAUUUGCAGACUUCAAGUCUGUCAGUGCCGACGAUAACUUCACAGACUUCAAAACCGCCGACAGCGUCUCACCAUUAGACCCUUCAGAUCAGGCCAAGAUCUUUCAACCUGCAUUCCCUUCUGCUUUCCCAAACUCCCAGACUUUACAGCAACUUCCGCAGCAGCAACAGCUAGCAGUGUCUCUAUCCCAACCCAAAAAUCCUCUCAACAUGGCCGACCUGGACCUUUUCUCCUCUGUGGUUCCAUCCGUUCCUGCCUCCACUGAGAAAAAACUCAGCACAUUCCCACCUGUAUCUGUUCCACCCUCAUUAAGCCUCCUGACCAGCGGAGCCAAACCUUCAGGGGGAGGUGCAGAUGAUUUUGGUGACUUUGCCCUCUUUGGCGCCUCCUCUGACUCCACUCAAACUUCAAUAGCAGCAGGAGGAGCAGCAGCAGCUCCUCAUGAUGACUUUGCAGAUUUCAUGGCAUUUGGAAGUUCUGGCGGAGAGCCGAAAGGUGAGAGUGGAACUGUGAUCCGAGGGGACUCCUCCGCAAAGCAGCCUCAGCAGACCUCAGACAAGUAUGACGUGUUCAAACAGCUGUCUCUGGAAGGAGGCCUCUCCUACGAUGACACGAAAGAGAGUGGCGGCGGAUCGUUCUCUUCCCUCAAGAGUGACACGGACGACUUUGCCGACUUUCAGUCUUCAAAGUUCUCCACUGCACUCGGCGCCUCGGAGAAGACUCUGGUGGACAAGGUGGCUGCUUUCAAACAUGGCAAGGAGGACUCUGCAUCGGUGAAGUCGCUCGACCUCCCGUCCAUCGGCGGGAGCAGCGUAGGGAAGGACGACUCAGAGGACGCGCUCUCCGUGCAGUUGGACAUGAAGCUGUCGGACAUGGGUGGAGACCUGAAGCACGUGAUGUCAGACAGCUCUCUGGAUUUGCCGGGCCUCUCGGCCCACCAGCCCCCCGCCACAGAAAGAGACGACAUGAAAUUUGACCCAUUUGGGACCUCGGCCCUCGGCACCUUGUCUAGCUACGAUUGGUCAGAUCGAGAAGAAAGUCUGGCCGGUGAGCAGAGAAAGCCCCAGGGCUUGGAAGGGGCUUCUUCAUCAUCUUUAGCACCGUCACAAAAGAAUGAACUGAGCUUUGGCAGUGCUGAAAACAUCUCAAGCAGCUCCCUGGCAAAGAUCACCACCUCUUUAACUGCAGAGAAUGGAUCUUCAGGAGAUAACAAGCUCGAGGCCUUCGCCGACUUCGGUUCCUGUGACCGGCCCGCUGACGACGAUGACUUUGGAGAGUUUGCCAGUACUGUGUCUGAAAAAUCAGACUCACCAGCUGUCACUGCUGAGGUGGGCUCAGAGGGAAACCAAAGCGAGACUUCGGAAGAAUUUGGCAUCCUCCAAGUGGACAAGCCCAAAUUCGGCAAGUUUGACUUCCUGAAAGCCAGCGCUCAAACCAACGUCAAAUCCAGUGAGGAGAUGAUCAAGAACGAACUCGCAACUUUUGACUUGUCUGUUCAAGGCUCUCACAAACGCAGUCACAGCUUAGGUGAGAAGGAGAUCGGGCGUUCACCUCCAUCUCCAGCUCCGGAGCAGCCUUUCAGAGACCGGUCCAACACGCUGAACGAGAAGCCUACCCUGCCUGUCAUCAGGGACAAGUACAAAGACCUGACAGGGGAGGUGGAGGAAAGCGAGCGGUACGCGUAUGAGUGGCAGAGGUGUCUGGAAAGUGCUCUGGAGGUCAUCACCAAGGCCAACAACACCCUGAACGGCAUCAGCAGCUCGUCUGUCUGCACCGAGGUCAUCCAGUCUGCUCAGGGCAUGGAGUACCUGCUGGGUGUUGUGGAAGUGUACCGGGUCACCAGGCGAGUGGAGCUGGGCAUCAAGGCGACGGCGGUGUGCUCUGAGAAGCUGCAGCAGCAGCUGAAGGACAUCAGCCGAGUGUGGAACAACCUCAUUGGCUUCAUGUCGCUGGCCAAACUCGUACCAGAUGAAAGCUCCCUGGAUUUCUCCUCCUGUAUUCUGAGGCCCAGCAUCAAGAACGCCAAGGAAAUGGCUUGCGGAGUUUGCCUGCUGAACGUUGACGCACGCAGCAAGAACAAAGAAGGAAGCGCUUUUGGACGUCUGUUAAAACGAGCUUUCAACUCUGAGACGGACAACUUCAAGCUGCUGUACGGAGGCCACCAGUACCACGCCAGCUGCGCCAAUUUCUGGAUCAACUGCGUGGAGCCGAAACCUCCGGGCCUCAUCCUGCCUGACCUGCUCUGAGCUGCCAUGGAAACAGAGCAGGAAAUAACUAACUUCAAAUAGGCAGAGCGGCCAGUCGUGUCAGAAUGAGAGGAGGUCUUUUAGAGUCACUGGAUUCUGCUGGAUUCUUCUUCUUUAUUUGUCUUUUUUGUUUGUUUCAGAUUUUUAUCUUUUCCGGGUUCAUUUACCAUCUUUUGUUACCUUUUUCUCAUCUAUGAAAAUCAGUUUGGUCAGUUGGGGGAGGUUGUAAUUAAAUCUGUGACAGAUGCUGCUUUAUUUCACCUGAUUAUCUCUGCCGAUUAUGGUAACAUGAAAAAAUAGUUACCUAAAGAGUCAUUUUAUAGAUUAGAUGUGCAAUAUGAUUAUAAACACUGGCACAAUGGAUGUGUGUAAUCAUCUAGAGCUUUUAAUGUCCCCUUUUCCCCUGCUGCUGUUUGAUUUUAUGCAUGACUCCUCAUCAUACGUCGAAUCUUUUACUUGAGUUGCAUUUGUGCAGCAGGCUCCUUUAAUGCAGGUUUUUGAAAAUCAUUCAGACUCACUGCUGUACUACAAGGCAUUCGUCUCUCUUUUUAUGCGUUGUGUUGAAUGUCUUUGUUGAAGUAAACCUUCAGCACCUUUUGGGUAUUUAAAUAGUGUUUUAUAAAUAUUUAAAAGCAUGGGAGAGAACCUAAGGGGUCUUGAAAGAAAAGUGUUCUUUUUUCUGUUGGUGUGGAUAUUUGAAAGUCAUGAAGGAUCUGAUUGUGUGAAGUUAGUCUGCAACUGAUUUUUUUUUGUCUAUGUUAUGAUGUCAUGUUGUAGCAUUGUAUUUAUCUCUGAGUAUAAUGUGAAUAAAUGAGAGUGCUUACA